AUGACUGGAAACAAGAAAGUUCAGGCAGAAGCUGAAAACUUGGCUAAGAAACUACAGAAUAAAGUGUCUAUUUCACAGAAUAUAUAUAACCAAAAGUCAACAAUGCAGUCCACAGACGUGACUAACAACGCAGCAAUAUUAGCGAGCGUUAGACGUGUGACCACCCCAAAACCUCAGGUGCCUCCGCAACGUAAUCAUGAAAAUGAUGGCAGACGCCAAGAAGAAGCUGUUACGCAAUUAGAAAAAGAUGCAUACGAGGCAAAUAGAAGGUAUCAGGCAUACAUGUCUAGUACAAUCACUACAUCUAGCCAAGGUUUCCAAACAAGCUCAGAAAUUGUGGGAAAUCCCAGUCUUGAUGGCCAGGCGACCGGAUGGGCAAAUGAAACGCUACCGCCAAUACAACCGACGACGGUUUAUUACCCGUGCGAAGACGUACGAUUAAAAGAGGAUCGAACACCGCAACAAGCGCAAUUUAAAAGUCGGUUCGCCCAUGUAUAUUCGGCAGAAUAUACAAACUCGAAUCGAGCACCACGAACGGGAUGGUCAUCCCGAGGAUACAGAAGUGGAAGAGGGCGAGCGAGAGGAGGAAGACCAUACCUGGCGGCUGAUCAACAGAGUAGAAGAUGGGAAGACCACGAUAAUCAGCUGAACAAUAUAAGCAACAAUGAGCGCAGACGCGCAAGACCACCAGGAAGAGGUAGACAACGGACAGAUACCCUGUUGCAACUACCAGUCAUCAGACGACCAAAUGGCACAGUCAUGACAGACUCAUUAGGGAAAGAAAUACAAGGCGAGAUGUUACGCAAUGAGCACUGCUUCAUCAAAAUAGAAAGUUGUAGCGGCGCUACAUUUGAAAAUCGUGAUCCACAUUUGUCAAUAAACCCUUGGUCGCUGUUUUUAACCGGGUUUUAA
This is a messenger RNA of Didymodactylos carnosus, 912 nucleotides long. The record is from the annotation of a GenBank genome assembly. Lineage: Eukaryota; Metazoa; Rotifera; Eurotatoria; Philodinida; Philodinidae.